AUGACUAAGGGACAACGCAAUGCAUCAACUUCUUCUUCUUCUUCUUCUUUUUCACUAGCCAAGGACUGCACUCAAGCAAUGGAGUCUAUGAGGGCAAAAUUGGAGGUUCUGCAACACGAGGUCCAGUCUCUUCAGGCCCAACUACUCCACGAAAGACUGGAGCGUGAAUCGUUUCAAAAUCAGGUCCGAAAACGAUUACGGAACGUUCUGGCUGACUUUGUCACUACCGGGAAUUCAGAUCAGCCGAUUUUACAGCAAGGGCAGGCUCGUAGCUUCGAUGACGUGACGUCGUUGCUGGAUGCUGCUGAAUCGACUUCCAACUCGGUUUCGAGUACCUCUCAACACACUCCCACAGCAACUACUCCCAAAGACGGACAUCCUUAUAUCUCAGAUGCUAUUUGCGAUAAUGCAGAAAAAGUCACUUUUCCUGGCUUUGCUGACCUGUCGUCUGCUAGUAAUCAAUUGACCAGCUCUAAUGCAGACUUGAAUACUCGGCUGACAACACCGUAUCCGCAGGGUGUCCUUCCAUCAGUAAUUUCUAAAGACUUUGAACAAAACUCACUGGGAGAAGAUAUUACUUCUUUAAUCAAUGAUGCAAUGGCGCAAAAUCUCAGGAAACGGACUUUAUCGAAUGACUUCAUCUUAGCACACCCUCAAAAGGCCAGAAGGGGAAGUGGACAACAACAAAGCAAUUCCUUUGACCUGACUCCUAAUAUUUCCCGGCAAUUUCCACUACUGCCGUUGAGGCACAACACGCCAGCUACUCCCAUGAUCAUCUCAUCCAACGGUCUGCCCACACCGUCAUCACAGCUAGAUGAAAGAGAUAUUCUCGAGAAAUGGGGAAUACAAUUCUCGGAAAAGUACGCCACCAUCAGUGAAGUAUGGAACGAGUACCACAAAGUGGGUUCCAAAGGAGUAUCUAUCAGAUCCUUAGAAUCAUCGUUCUCAACGCGAUGGAGAGCUAACCUUCGGAAGAAUGUUAAAAAAAAGUAUAGCAGGCGACUGAUAAUCAUACGAGCUAUUGAAACAGGAAUGAAAAGAGGAAAGACUUUAAACGAAUGUAUCGCGGUGCUGGAUGCCUAUUUAACUGAUGCUAAAAAGCCAGUUUCCUACUUGUAUCGAAAAGCAAAUCUACCAGCAGACUUUACAUAA
Molecule: messenger RNA, 1152 nt
Organism: Lachancea meyersii CBS 8951
Lineage: Eukaryota; Fungi; Ascomycota; Saccharomycetes; Saccharomycetales; Saccharomycetaceae
Source: the annotation of a GenBank genome assembly